This is a messenger RNA of Amphimedon queenslandica, 1769 nucleotides long. RefSeq lists its product as uncharacterized. The record is from RefSeq and is a predicted model, not a curated record. The coding region runs from base 95 to 1612 and encodes 505 amino acids. The transcript is spliced from 2 exons. Lineage: Eukaryota; Metazoa; Porifera; Demospongiae; Haplosclerida; Niphatidae. Gene Ontology annotation, molecular function: metalloendopeptidase activity.
GAUCUCCAAGACUAUAUAAAAGGAGAACAAGAGAUUGGGAUCAGAUCCUUCAUAUACUAAUAAUAUUAUCAGAGCCAUUGCUGAGGGAAAGAUUAUGAAGGCCUUCAUACUAGUCUCUCUUAUCACCUGUGCCUUUGCCAAUUGGCCUAUCUCUGUUGAUAUGAAUUGUGAUACAGCUCAGUCUAUUAUCCUAUGUGGUUUUGAGUUUACCAACAAUGCAAACAAGGACCUUUAUCUAUUGAAACGUAACACUCCUCUUGAAGGACUCCUCUCGGAAUUUAUCAAGGUUUCUCCUUCUCUUGGUCACUCUCUCCUGUAUGAAGGGCCACUGAUUUAUCGUCUCCCUCCUACAAAGGAUGAGUUUGUUCUCUUGAAAGCAGGCAAAAGUAUUUCUACAUCAGUUCCAAUCACCGAUGCCUUUAGCUUUAAGAUAGAUGGGAUUUAUACUGUGAGGUAUAUUGGACCAAUACAGUAUCUGUCGGUGGAAGAGAUGGAGAUUUUCGAAGAACAGAUCAGGGAAUCUCAAAUCAGGGAUGCCCAGAUCAGAAUUAAACAGAUCAGGAAUGAGCAGAUCAGGGGUGAGCAGAUCAGGGGUGAGCAGAUCAGGGAUGAGCAGAUCAGGGAUGAGCAGAUCAGGGGUGAGCAGAUCAGGGAUGAGCAGAUCAGGGGUGAGCAGAUCAGGGGUGAGCAGAUCAGGGGUGAGCAGAUCAGGGAUGAGCAGAUCAGGGAUGAGCAGAUCAGGGAUGAGCAGAUCAGGGAUGAGCAGAUCAGGGGUGAGCAGAUCAGGGGUGAGCAGAUCAGGGAUGAGCAGAUCAGGGAUGAGCAGAUCAGGGGUGAGCAGAUCAGGGGUGAGCAGAUCAGGGAUGAGCAGAUCAGGGGUGAGCAGAUCAGGGAUGAACAGAUCAGGAAUGAAAAGAUCAGGGGUGAGCAGAUCAGGGAUGAGCAGAUUGGAGAUGAACAAAUCAGGGAAUUACAGAUCAGGAUGGAACAGAUCAGGGAGUCCAAUGCCCACAAAUUAAUUGAGAUGAACAUAGAUGAUGCUUUCAACCUACUGAAGCCAGAACAUCAAGAACAAGUCAAUAGCGAAAGUGAAAUGGCUCAUUUUGAGUCCUGCAGUACAACAACCAUAUCAGGGGCUCCGAAUCAGAAUGAUGAGACUUUGAAGGCUCACCAGAAGCUCUGUGAUCAGAUUGCAAAAGCAAGCGGUACAGUCGGUAACAAUGACUUGUACACAACAUGGUUUGGAGCUUAUUCCGACUCUAGGUCAACCAUAGUCAAAGAUGUGUAUCAGAAAUGUGCCGACGGAUUGAGAGACAAUGCCACAAUAUACUACAACCAUGGGAUAUUCUGCAAGCCUAACACCAUUGCUUACACUUUUAAGAACGGAGUCAAGGUCUACUUAUGCCCAUACUACUUCAAACAGCCUACCUUUUGCGAUGGGAAUGCCUACACUAAAGAGGCUACUCUUAUACACGAAUGGGCUCAUGCCUUUGGUCUUACUGAUGACGUUACAUAUGGAGCUACUAACUGCAUGAAUCUGGCUAGCACAACUCCUUAUAAAGCUAUUGACAAUGCGGAUAACUACCGGUUCCACUAUUGCAAUGCCUACUAGAGGACUGCUCCUCCUGUGGAAACUUGAAAGCCAAGAACUUUAGGACUUUUUCAUGCAACACUAUAGGACAUGCACAGUUUGAGUACACGCACUAGUAGUUCCUUGAUGCACAUGAUUAUUGUCUUGGCUUUAAAAUAAAAUAACAAUUAAAAAAGAA